Messenger RNA from Lodderomyces elongisporus, 1503 nucleotides. RefSeq names its product Pex3p (gene PEX3). The transcript has a single exon. Bases 1 to 1503 code for a protein of 500 amino acids. Gene Ontology annotation, cellular component: peroxisomal membrane. Lineage: Eukaryota; Fungi; Ascomycota; Pichiomycetes; Serinales; Debaryomycetaceae. Gene Ontology annotation, molecular function: protein-macromolecule adaptor activity. The record is from RefSeq and is a predicted model, not a curated record. Gene Ontology annotation, biological process: protein import into peroxisome membrane.
AUGGCAAUUUUCUCAUCAUUAGCUGGAUUCUUCAAUAGGAACAAACGAAGGAUCUUUAUAACUAGUGCAGUAACAUUUUCUAUAUACCUCCUAGUCAAUGAAUUUGUCAUUAAAAAAUUUAGAAACUACCAAAAUGCUUUGCGACAGGAGUUGAUGUUUAAACAACAAAUCAAACAACGUUUCAUUCAAACUCAACAUGAUUGCUACUAUACAAUUUUGGCCUUGCUUCCAGUAUUGGCACAUCCAAUCAUCGAAGCAUUGCCCGUUGAAUUAAUAACCCAGGCAUUACGCUUAAAGAAAGGCCAACAACUGCAACUGCAACUGCAGCAGCAACAGCAACAGCAACCACAACAACCACCACAACAACAACAAUCUAGUAUUGGAAAUAGCAAUACCGAAUUGACAGUGGAUAAUUUGAAUGCGUUGGAGAACAACAACAGCGGCAGCAGCAACAACAACAACAUGGACAAUAACUCCACCAACCCAGAAUCAAGAUUGUCAUUCUACAUGAACAAGAGCAAGCUUGAAUUGUGGAAUUUGCUCAAGAUUAAAACAAUCACCAGGUCAUUGACUCUAAUCUACUCCAUCUCAGGAUUAUUGUUAAUCACUAGAUUGCAACUAAACAUCCUUGCAAGAAGAUCGUAUCUUGAGUCCGCUAUAUUGAUGGCUGGUGUGAAAUCUACAAGCAACCAUGAAAUGGAUCCGCAUGAAAAUUACAUAAUUGAGCAGAGCUACCUUUCGUUGAGUUGGUGGUUAUUAAACAAGGGAUGGCAGAAUAUCAGCUCAUUGAUUGAAGCCAUUGUUGUGAAAAAUUUUGAAAAAAUCACCCCGAAAACUGAGUUGGGGAUCGCUGAUUUUGAAAAUAUUUUAGCAUCCAUCAUCAAUGAGAUUAAUACAAAUAAUAGAGAGUUAAUCUUGACUAAUCUAUUUCCCAUCAACUACCCCGAUCUUUUGGAGACCGUUUUAAACACAAACCCCGACUUGAUUCACCAUUUGGACAUUCCAGACUCUAACUUGACAAAGCUUAUAAAUGAAACAAACUCGAUUAUUUUGGAUGACAACUUGUACUUGUUCAACUUAUUCAACACGCUUGUUACUACAAAUUUGCAAACAUUGACUACAAACUUGUCAAUAAACUUGGGUAACACAUCUAAUAGUUUGGUAAUGUCGGGUACUUUACCGGAACAACAACAUCAGUUUUCUCAAUCGCAGCAGAAAAUCACAGAGAUUCCAAAUCAAUCGUAUAAGCUUGCAACCUUUUUGGCACAGUUAUCUGUUCAAAAUGGUAUCAUGGUGAACAAUAAUGAAAUCACAGAAUCAGAAGCAGAAGAUGAAGAAGUAGGAGAACAAAACGAGAUUGAGAAUAUUUUAAACAGUCUUAACGGCUUUCAAAGUGCACCUGCAGUGGCCAAUGAACUAGGUGGAAAUGUCUACAUAAACACCUUGAAUGGUGUUGAGCAGUUGGAGGACUUUAGUGCGAGUGUAUAUUCAAACUUUGAGUAA